GGUUCGCAGGUCAGAGUGAGGAAAAGGGGGGUUUUGCUCUCAUUACUGAAACCAAAUAAGUGGGUCCAGAAAUCAAAGAACCAAUCAUAUAAUCGCUUGUCCCAGGGAAUCAGAGCAUACUUCAUUCAUUCCUGCAUGCUAUAAACUUAAAUUAAAAGAGGAUUAUCAAACGCCACAUUCCUUUUCUUCUUCUUAUGUUGGGACAAAAGGUUCUUUCUGCAUUGUUAGCCAUCGACUGAUAGAUUAAAAACAAAAUGUUAAGGGGACAAGGAGGGCUUACCAGCAGGGACAGAUACAAAGGAUUGAAGGGCUCCUUGAUGUCUGCUCCUUCAGUCUCAGAGACUCAUGCGGCGUACGAUGCUGCUUACUUUCAGGCUUAUGCCCACGUAGCAGUGCACGAAGAAAUGAUUAAGGAUCAAGUACGCACAGAAACUUACAGAGCUGCAAUAGAACAACACCAAUACCUUAUCCAAGACAAAGUGGUUCUGGAUGUAGGGUGUGGGACAGGAAUAUUAUCUAUAUUUUGUGCUAAGGCAGGUGCUAGAAAGGUAUAUGCUGUCGAUGCAAGUGAAAUAGCAGUACAGGCAAGAGAAAUUGUCAAAGCAAAUAAUCUGUCUGAUAAAAUUACAGUCAUCAUUGGCAAAGUUGAGGAAGUUGAUAUUGAUGAAGAAGUUGAUGUCAUUGUUUCUGAGUGGAUGGGCUAUAUGCUUCUCUAUGAGAGUAUGCUCUCUACUGUGAUUAGUGCAAGGGAUCGUUGGCUUAAACCUGGAGGACUAAUUCUUCCUUCCCAUGCUACGUUGUAUUUAGCUCCAAUCACACAUCCCGAGAGAUAUAGUGACAGUAUUGAUUUCUGGAAUGAUGUCUAUGGGAUUGACAUGUCUCCUAUGCUACCUUUGGCAAAGCAAUGCGCAUUUGAAGAACCUCUAGUUGAAGUAAUAACAGGGGAGAAUGUCUUGUCAUGGCCGACUGUGGUAAAGGAUAUUAACUGUAAUACAAUCACAGUGCAGGAGUUGGAAUUGGUUACAGCAGAGUUUAGUGUGGCGUCUAUGAUGAAUGCACACCUUCAUGGAUUUGCUUUAUGGUUUGAUGUUACCUUUGAAAGGCCUUCGAUAACUCCCAGUGAUGCACAAUCCGAUUCCCUGAAUGAUAAUUUAAAUAGAAGGAGAAAACGUGCAAAAUCUAAUUCUCUUGUAUUGUCAACUGCUCCAGAAGAAGAACCCACCCAUUGGGCCCAGACCGUGCUCUACAUUUAUGAUCCUAUAGAAGUGAGGCAAGACCAAAUCAUUGAAGGUUCCAUUACAUUGUCCCAAAAUCAGAAAAAUCCACGGUUUCUGAAUAUACAUCUCGAAUAUGCAUCUGGAGGUCGAAAGUUUGUGAAAGAGUCUGUUUUGUCAUGAUAUUCAAUUCAGUUAUGUCGAGGCCAAGGUGUUCAACCAAAAGCGAACUCUAUUAUGUCAAACCUCAGGAGUGCAUCCAAGUCAUUUGCCCUAAGGUAUUAAAGAAUAAAUGAAAUCUAUCAGAUUGGAAUUCAAAUCAUGAUAAUAGGUAUGCCAAUGAGAUUAAAUUUUGUUAUGGAUGUCCAAAAGCAUGAAGCCAAUAAGUGAGUUUUUCAGAACUUUGUACAAAUUUUGGCGUUAUAAUUCAUUCAUAAAACCAUUGCAGUUAUAUGGAUUUCUGACGUUGACCAAAAGACUGAAGUAUGUGUUUCAUCAAUUUCCCACAUUUAUUAAUGCAGUGCUAGUCUAUUUUUUUUCCUUUUAGUUUUCAUCUGUAAAGGUAGAAUAAAGAUGCCAAGGUCCAAGGCCUUAACGUACCUUUAUUGAAAGUACUUUCCAUUAUUAAAAUAAUAAGAGUAUUUUUAAUAAUUUAUAAAUAUUAGAAUUUCUA
This is a messenger RNA of Cryptomeria japonica (Japanese cedar), 1887 nucleotides long. RefSeq names its product probable protein arginine N-methyltransferase 6. The record is from RefSeq and is a predicted model, not a curated record. Gene Ontology annotation, molecular function: protein-arginine N-methyltransferase activity. Gene Ontology annotation, biological process: peptidyl-arginine methylation. The transcript is spliced from 13 exons. Lineage: Eukaryota; Viridiplantae; Streptophyta; Pinopsida; Cupressales; Cupressaceae. The coding region runs from base 255 to 1397 and encodes 380 amino acids.